This is a messenger RNA of Brassica rapa (field mustard), 1418 nucleotides long. RefSeq lists its product as uncharacterized. The record is from RefSeq and is a predicted model, not a curated record. Lineage: Eukaryota; Viridiplantae; Streptophyta; Magnoliopsida; Brassicales; Brassicaceae.
AUGUCCUGGUGUCUGGUGGCUCCGGUGAAAACUCCUGGUGGUGAAAACAAGGCUGGGAGAUGGGGUUUUAUACCCACUACAUUUGGGCCUUCGGAAAUGGCAAGAAGAAACAUUGUGGAGAAAACCAAGCAGUACACUAAAAGAGCAAACAAAGGCAGGCGUGAGAUGAUCUUUGAUGUAGGUGAUAAAGUGUGGGUUCACUUGCGCAAGGAGAGGUUUCCAAAUGAAAGAAAAUCAAAGCUCAUGCCGCGGAUUGAUGGCCCUUUUGAAGUCAUCCAGAAAAUCAAUGACAAUGCCUACAAGCUUGAUCUUCAAGAUGAGCUAGAUUUGAGGACAAAUCCUUUUCAAGAGGGAGGGGAUGAUAUGAUCAUGGACCAGUCAAACAAAGAAGAUAAUGGGAGCAUGGAAGAUCCAGCUGAUAGAGGAGCUCUAGCCAUAUCUGAAGGUCCUAUGACUCGAGCCAGAAGCAAGCAACUCAAAGAAGCCAUUGGAGGAUUACUUAAGACAUCACUGAAGCAAGAAGAGAGUCUUGGAAGAAGCUUGAUCAACCAAGACACACUUACCACAAUUCAAGCCAUCUCAGCUCCAAGAUAGACAUCAAAUGAGCAAGUAACAUAUGUGUGCUCUUUUUCCCUAUCUUUGGUUUUGUCCCACUGGGUUUUCCAAAGAUAGGUUUUUAAUGAGGCCAUAUGUUGCUUUCCUAUCACUCAUUUGAUGAUCUCAGUUCAAGACUUUAUUUUAAUUAUUUAUCUUUGCUAGACUUGAGAAUUAAGCUGCCAGACUUGAAAGCCCUUAUAAGGUUUUAUAUGGGUUUUAUAAGUGUUAACUUGAAGAGAAGAAGUGGAGAAGCAAAAGUGAUGAGUUGAGUUGGUGCUUGUGCAAAGACAUGGCAAGAUCUUCAGAGAUUGUAUGUUAAGGCUUUGGGAGAGUCUUAAGGCUUCAGAAGUGGUCUGAUGAGUGUGCAAAGAUAGGGUUAAGUCCAGGAGAGACUUAGACACCAUUUAGAGAAGAUUUGGGUCAGACAGUAACUCCAAAGUUACCACAGUAAUAGCUUGAUCUUCAAGGUAAGUAUGAUAUAAGUAAUAGCUUUAAUGUUACUGACUUGGCUCCUUUUGUUGCAGAUGAGCUAGAUUUGAGGACAAAUCCUUUUCAAGAGGGAGGGGAUGAUAUGAUCAUGGACCAGUCAAACAAAGAAGAUAAUGGGAGCAUGGAAGAUCCAGCUGAUGGAGGAGCUCUAGCCAUAUCUGAAGGUCCUAUGACUCGAGCCAGAAGCAAGCAACUCAAAGAAGCCAUUGGAGGAUUACUUAAGACAUCACUGAAGCAAGAAGAGAGUCUUGGAAGAAGCUUGAUCAACCAAGACACACUUACCACAAUUCAAGCCAUCUCAGCUCCAAGAUAGACAUCAAAUGAGCAAGUAA